This is a messenger RNA of Impatiens glandulifera, 1711 nucleotides long. Its product is annotated as delta(12)-fatty-acid desaturase FAD2-like. Gene Ontology annotation, molecular function: oxidoreductase activity, acting on paired donors, with oxidation of a pair of donors resulting in the reduction of molecular oxygen to two molecules of water. Lineage: Eukaryota; Viridiplantae; Streptophyta; Magnoliopsida; Ericales; Balsaminaceae. Bases 245 to 1405 code for a protein of 386 amino acids. The record is from RefSeq and is a predicted model, not a curated record. Gene Ontology annotation, biological process: lipid metabolic process. The transcript has 2 exons.
AGUCAGUUCGUAAGCUUAAAUACCGGCCUCAUGACAACCGCACCGGCGAUUCAAACGCCGCAUUCCACUCACCUUCUCUUUCUCUCUCUCUCUCUAUACGACGCAGCGGAUUCACCAAGGGAGAGAAACAAGGAAGGAAGGCAGGAGCGGGAGGCUAGAGAAGAGAAGCCUCGUAAGGAGGAAUUCUCAACUGCUUCAUCUGCCUACCUUCAAGAAGCUUCUUCAGGUCGUUUGUUAAGCAGCAAUGGGUGCAGGUGGGCGUAUGUCUGAUCCUCCUUCGAACCAAAAACCACAAGGGAACGCCCUCGGACGAGUCCCAUGUUCGAAACCGCCCUUUACGCUAGGCGAGAUUAAGAAAUCAAUCCCACCCCACUGCUUUCAAAGAUCGGUCAUCACCUCGUUCUCCUACGUUGUAUACGAUCUCCUCAUUGCCUCCUUCCUCUACUACGCCGCCACAUCCUACAUCCAUCUCAUCCCGGGACCCCCUGCCCUGUCAGGCUUCGCCUGGCUUAUUUACACCUACGUCCAGGGCUGCGUCCUGACCGGCGUUUGGGUCCUCGCUCACGAAUGCGGUCAUCACGCCUUCAGCGAUUAUCAAUGGCUCGACGAUACAGUCGGGUUCGUCCUCCAUUCGGCCCUCCUCGUUCCGUUCUUCUCGUGGAAACACAGCCACCGCAGGCACCAUUCCAACACCGGCUCUAUCGAACGCGACGAGGUUUUCGUCCCCAAACGUAAGGAAGGCCUGGGAUCCCUAGCUAAAUACACCAACAAUCCGAUUGGUCGGACCAUAACGGUCGUGAUCACGCUGACAAUGGGUUGGCCUUUGUACUUAAUGUUCAACGUCUCGGGCAGGCAUUACGAUCGCUUCGCCUGCCACUUCGAUCCCUACAGCCCGAUCUACACUAAACGGGAGCGGUUUCAGAUAUUUCUAUCGGACAUGGGCGUUCUUUCAGUCGGAUUCCUUCUCUACCGUCUUGCCUUGGCCAGGGGAAUCGCCUGGGUGAUGUGCGUUUACGGCGGGCCUCUUCUCGUGGUGAAUGGAUAUCUGGUGCUGAUAACAUGGUUACAACACACUCACCCUUCGUUGCCUCAUUACGAGUCAGACGAGUGGGAUUGGUUGAGGGGGGCUUUAUCGACUGUGGAUCGAGAUUACGGGAUUCUCAACAAGGUACUCCAUAAUAUAACGGAUACUCACGUUGCUCAUCAUUUGUUCUCGACCAUGCCGCAUUAUCAUGCCAUGGAAGCAACUAAGGCGAUAAAACCUAUGUUGGGAGAAUACUAUCGGUUUGAUGGGACUUCGGUUAUGAGUUCGAUAUGGAGAGAAGCUAAGGAAUGUCUUUAUGUGGAAGCUGAUGAAGAUGAGGGCGCAAGCAAAGGCGUCUUGUGGUACAGGAACAAGAUUUAGGGUCAAGAUCGAUUAUUGUUGUUGCCAGAAAUUGAAUAAAUGACUUUUGGUCUAUUGAUUCGGGGAUUCAGUGCAUGGUGAAGGUAUGGUGAAGUUAUUUUAUACAGAAUUGGAUUAUAUUUAUCUAAAAUAUGGAUUAACAAGUAUUAUAUGUAACUAUUUUGCUCAUGGAUGAGUAAAAUUAUAAUAUAUCAUAUCUCAGAAAAAUGCAUUCUAAGAAAUAUAUAGGUUAUUGAAAUCAUGUGCAUCAGCAGCAACAUGUAGGCCUUCAUCAUAAAUAUGUCAUUAGUUAUUCUAUGUUAUUUU